CUCAACUACUCAAGAGAGCAUCCUGCAGACAAAUAUGUCUCUUAGAAAAACAUCAUGUAUGGCCUGUGCCUCAGCCAAACGUCGUUGUGACCGUGGCGUUCCGGCAUGUAAUCGUUGCGCCCAGAAAUGCUUGCCAUGCGCAUAUCCAUACCAGCGCUCAUCGCAGUCAGCGCCAGUUGUUAGGUUACCGCCAAACGAACUCACAUCGCACGAUACGCCAUUCCCGGGUCCCCUGGGGUCCUCGGAAACCACCCUUGAACAAGGGACUGUACAGGUUGCCGACCUUUUCGACUCUGGCUUCACAUUGAUGGAUGACUCAAUGACUUGGAAUUGGGAUCUUUCGAGUCCACAGGCUGCGGUCGAUUUGCCUACGUCGGAACAAUUAUUCACUCUGGAAUCCAACAUGUUGACUGGUCUCCCUGAGCCUCUCUUCAAUGGAAUUAACAACAACCAGAACUUGAGAGUGGACGUGAGUGCGAGACCAGGUGACCCGCCGAGGCAUCGCCGCAGAGCUUACUUUCGCCUUUGCCAACAAGACGUGCAUAGGCCGCGGUACAUUCCUGGUAUUGACCCAACACUACAAACAAAUGAGAUUUGGCCUCGUGGGCGUGACACUAAAACCUGGCAAUUCUGCGCGAGGGAACUUCUUUCUUUUGUUAAUGCAUUUGCGACGACCACAACAAAUUCCUUCAUCCUGCAGCCAGUCGCUUCGCCCAACAGCAAUAACCACACUGAACUUCAUUUCUCGCUUCAAAGAGCCCUUGGUGUUUGUGCCACUGCCUGUACUCUGACUGACUCGACUCGGAGUAUCCUCGACCAGAUGCUUGAAACCGAGAUGCAACAUCUGGUAAGUGGAUUUGGAUUACAUAACGUUUUGGGUCAUUCCGCGACCCUGUCGGCUUUUCGUCAAGAUCUUGCUCGGUUACAGGCUAUGGUGCUUUACCAAAUCACCACACUCUUUAGUACUAGUGCCAGACAGCAGUUUCUUGCUAAGAAAUAUGAACCAUUGGUGGCUUCUUGGUCAAGAGAGUUGCUACUUCGGAUUCAAGUUUUGGAACUUCAGAAAAAAGAAACCCUCUCGUCACCUUUUCUGCCAAUCGAACUACUCCACCCUUCUGCUACCGAUCUAGAAGCUUACCCUAAUGAGCGACCUAUCAGAGAAUCACUAGAGAACUCGGCACCUCUCCUACUGCAUGACAAACCGCUGCACAAUAGUGAGAUUGAUAGUGCAUACAGAACGAUUCUUAUCUCGUAUCUGGCUCGAUCCGCACAGGAGUUGAACAGGCAGAACAAAACAAUUUCGUAUAAUGAAUUCGCUGACCGUUGGAGCCAGCAGAAGGAAUUGUUGGGGCUAAAUGAACGUGAUCGAUUUGUUGUGCUGCUGUUAGCUGCCUGCAAGGGUGUUGACACCAUCAACGGUCAAGCCUAA
Molecule: messenger RNA, 1429 nt
Organism: Fusarium oxysporum Fo47
Lineage: Eukaryota; Fungi; Ascomycota; Sordariomycetes; Hypocreales; Nectriaceae
Product: Zn(II)2Cys6 transcription factor domain-containing protein
Exons: 2
Coding region: 35-1429 (464 amino acids)
Biological process (GO): regulation of DNA-templated transcription
Molecular function (GO): DNA-binding transcription factor activity, RNA polymerase II-specific; zinc ion binding
Source: RefSeq, a predicted model, not a curated record